Molecule: messenger RNA, 915 nt
Organism: Sebastes umbrosus (honeycomb rockfish)
Lineage: Eukaryota; Metazoa; Chordata; Actinopteri; Perciformes; Sebastidae
Product: FAS-associated death domain protein-like
Exons: 2
Coding region: 191-763 (190 amino acids)
Biological process (GO): regulation of apoptotic process; signal transduction
Molecular function (GO): protein binding
Source: RefSeq, a predicted model, not a curated record
CAGGUAGGAACCGAACAAGACGUGACCAGUUUAAAGUAUCAGCAUACUCAGACCCAUCUUGAGGAAUUUCCCCGGAACCUGUGAAUGAGUUAAACUGCAAACUCAACAGAGACGCUGAAGUGAAAGUAAAAGUGAAAGGUUUCCUAGUUCAGACUGACCGUUUGUCUCGGUGUGAACUUGUAUAGUAAACAUGAGCUCUAAACUGUUUAGCAGCGUUCUGCUGGAGAUUUCUAACCAGCUGUCACCCAAGGAGCUGGAAGACCUCAAGUUUCUGUGUCGGGACCUCGGUAAGAAAAUCCUGGAGGACAUCACCAGCGGGACAGGACUGUUCCAGGUCCUGACGGAGAGAAGCCAACUGGGAGCCGACAACAUUGACUAUCUGUCCGGACUCCUCUUAGACAUCAACCGACUUGACCUCUCCAACAAGUUAAACGAUUAUAGUCAGUCUGGAUUUACCGACAACAACCAACCGGACCAGGAGGAGAGAGACAAACUGGACAUUGCCACAGACGUGAUCGCUGGGAGGCUGGGAACAAGGGAUUGGCGUAAACUGGGCCGCAAACUGGGUUUGAACGAUGUCAAGCUGGAGUCCAUCUCGAAGAGGCAUCCCACCGAACAGGAGGAAACGACGAGGGCGAUGCUUAAGGAGUGGAGGAAGAGUCGAGAAGCCGAGGCCCGAACAGAGGAGCUGAUAGAAGCCCUGAGAGCCUGCAAUUUAAACGAGACGGCUGACAGAGUGGUGGAGAAACUCCCACCCCCCUGAUGUUGGCGGAGAUUUACAGACUGAGAUGAACUCUGGGAAUGAAAACAAGAGCUGUGAUUAACCUUCAAGGAAAGAAAUUAACUAUCAAGAAAGUUAUACGUACAUACAUACAUAAAAUUAUGACACUUCCUGAGUGUCAUAAAACAUGCUAA